AUGGGCUUUGCCUACCAGUUCCUCAAGAUGACGGUGCUGCGCGUACAGCCGAAGCGUGAGGAGCAGAUGUACACGCACAUCCGCCGCGUGUACGGCGACAACCUGCCGCCGGAGCUGCUGCAGAUUGCGCGGCGGCAGCGCGAGGCGCAGGACACACUCACGCUGUCAAACAUGAUGCGCACGCCGACGCCGGGGGAGACGGCAGGGGCGCUGCAGCACGAGUUGGACCCGCGCCGCAUUGCACAGCUGCGCAGUCACAACGGCAAUUGA
Molecule: messenger RNA, 270 nt
Organism: Trypanosoma grayi
Lineage: Eukaryota; Euglenozoa; Kinetoplastea; Trypanosomatida; Trypanosomatidae
Exons: 1
Coding region: 1-270 (89 amino acids)
Source: RefSeq, a predicted model, not a curated record